GGUUCCAUUACUAGAAGUACAGUAAUGCUUCUUGUCAACACAAUAUUCUUCAACGGGACGUGGGCGAAACCUUUCAACCACAACAUGACCAGAAAUCAAACGUUCAAUCAGCUUGGAGGUGCUAGCUCACAGGUGGACAUGAUGAACAUUGACCAGACCUUCAUGUACAAGCGGGAUGAUAGCCUUCGGGUUGACGUCAUCGUUCUGCCCUUCAAAGGGAACCGUUUCGGUCUGUACAUCGCUCUGCCUCAUGACGUAGAUGGAGUCAAUGCUCUUGAGAGCUCUCUGUCUGCCAACGUGGACUCACUGUUCCAAGGUCUCAAAAUGACGAAUCUCAAUGUGGACAUUCCCAAGUUCAAGGUCGAGUCAACUUUAUCUCUGAAUGGACCUCUCUCGACCAUGGGGAUUCACAGCGCUUUCAACCCAAACACGGCCGAUUUUAGCGAUUUGAGCAAAACCGGUAUAGAAAUCAUUGACAGAAAAAUUUCAUUUUCACAGAACAUGUUCAAAAGGAAGUACAAUAACCAAAUUUGA
Molecule: messenger RNA, 534 nt
Organism: Aplysia californica (California sea hare)
Lineage: Eukaryota; Metazoa; Mollusca; Gastropoda; Aplysiida; Aplysiidae
Product: plasminogen activator inhibitor 1-like
Exons: 4
Coding region: 25-534 (169 amino acids)
Molecular function (GO): serine-type endopeptidase inhibitor activity
Source: RefSeq, a predicted model, not a curated record